This is a messenger RNA of Striga asiatica, 318 nucleotides long. The record is from the annotation of a GenBank genome assembly. NCBI's taxonomy places the organism in Eukaryota, Viridiplantae, Streptophyta, Magnoliopsida, Lamiales, Orobanchaceae.
UUCAUCUAUUUAAUUUACCUUAUAAUUUUUCCUCCUAAUACAAUUUAUAAGAGCAAAGCAUACGAAUUUAAGCUCAAGUGGCAGCUGCAGUCCAAGAAAAAGAAGUCAUUUGGAUCCAAAAGUAGAGUACACUGGCUUUACACGAUCGAAGAAUCUGCCAGCAAAAAUCAAGCCCUUUCAUCGGUCCCAUUGAAUAAGGAAAACCGAACAAGCAAUUUUUCAGCUCUAUGGAGGCAGGGAAAAAAUAAGGAGAAAUUAGAAGCCUCGGAACCUGCAACAGAACGCUCUUUUAUAUACACAGGCUUGAUAAAUACUAAU